AUGCCUGGCGCAGUUUCAUUUUGGCCGCUGGAGAUGGCGGCCGCUUUGUUAUCCAUACUGUUGGCUUUGACCUGGUCAAUGUUGGCCAACAGUCAGCAAGUGGCCAACAGCAAACAGUCGCCGCUUUGGCUGGAUUGUUCCUGUUUACAUGCCAAUGAACGAAAUGCCACACAGUGGGGCAACCUUGCCAUUAAUGCCAGCCAUACAGUGGGCGUCAAAAACAACUGCCUGAUGAUCUUUAUUGGCGGCAUGUCCGAUGAGCUGGUCGCCUUUCAAUUGCAGCAGCUGCAGUUGCGCCCCGGGUGA
This is a messenger RNA of Drosophila innubila, 306 nucleotides long. RefSeq lists its product as uncharacterized. Lineage: Eukaryota; Metazoa; Arthropoda; Insecta; Diptera; Drosophilidae. The record is from RefSeq and is a predicted model, not a curated record. The transcript is spliced from 2 exons. Bases 1 to 306 code for a protein of 101 amino acids.